ACCGCAGCGUUAGUGUGCCAGCGACGGAACUGCAACAAUGUGGUCCGGGAAAUUGGUCCGGCUGGUGCUGGCGCUUGCCUGCGCCGCACGUCAAGUGCAAGGCCAGUGUUCGUUCACGCUCGAUAUGAAGUUCGGCUCGGUGUAUCAGCUUAUCUCGCCCCGCUAUCCUUUGCGGUACGGGCCCAACCUGCAGUGUACGUACGUAAUUCGCGCACCGUACGGCUACCGGAUCGUGCUCGACUGUCCCACGUUUCAGAUACCGAGCAGCACCGACUGUAGGCUGGACUCGUUCCGGGUAUCCCGCGGCGGAUUGAUCGAUUUCUCCGACGCGUACACCUACUGCGGAGCGGGACGGUUGCUGGAAAAGUCGGACGCAAAUCAGAUGACGAUACGGUUAACAUCGGCACCGACCAGUGCUGGCGGAAUGUUUGCAUGCAAUCUUUCCAUCCCGCAGCAGAGUUGCGAGUGUGGCCGUAAGAAGACGCAACGGAUCGUUAACGGCGUGGAAACGACGGUAAACGAGUUCCCCAUGAUGGCCGCGCUGAUAGACGUCAAAACGAAAACUGUCAUUUGCGGUGCCACUAUCGUUACAAACAAUUACGCCCUGACGGCUGCUCACUGUCUGCUGCAGCGCACCACAACCGAUACAGUGCUGCUGGUCGGUGAUCACAAUAUCAAAACCGGAAGCGAUACCUCCUUCUCGCAGGUGUACAUCGUGGCACAGUUCAUGAGCCAUCCCAGCUUCACGGUCAAACCGGUAUCGAACGAUAUCGCGCUGGUGCGCACGCAGCAGCCCAUCCAGUACAAUGCGGCCGUCGGUCCGGCCUGCCUACCCUGGAGCUACACGAGCCAAUCGUUCGAGGGCCGAACGGUGGAGGCGACCGGUUGGGGCGAUCUAGACUUUGGGGGACCGCGGGCGGACGCACUGAACAAGGUGCAGCUGGGCGUGAUCGGUAAUACGGACUGCUCGCGGCGGCUCGGAGUGACGGUUCCGUACCAGCAGCUCUGUACCUUCACCGCCAACCGGGACACGUGUCAGGCUGAUUCCGGUGGACCGCUGUUUUAUACCAACCCCGCCACAGGAUUGCUGUACAACGUGGGCAUCGUAAGCUUCGGUAUUGCUUGUGCCACCGAUAAGCCGAGCGUCAAUACGAGGGUCACCGAGUUUCUCGACUGGAUUAUGGUCAACACUCCGAGAUCGUUUUACUGCUAUCAGUAGGAGUGGGGGAGCUGAGGAAUUGGGGAAUUGACGUUGGAAGUGGUGAAUUCUUUCGCUUGUACGGAUGGGUAAGUUCGACAAUGUUGACUGUACCUAUUGGAGCGUCAAAUAUACGACGGGGAAGUUGGGGGAAGUUAUCCCGUGUCUUACUACUUCUGGAUGUGUCCUUGGCACACCUUUACAUCUCUC
This is a messenger RNA of Anopheles stephensi (Asian malaria mosquito), 1408 nucleotides long. Its product is annotated as venom serine protease-like. Gene Ontology annotation, molecular function: serine-type endopeptidase activity. Lineage: Eukaryota; Metazoa; Arthropoda; Insecta; Diptera; Culicidae. The transcript is spliced from 5 exons. The record is from RefSeq and is a predicted model, not a curated record. The coding region runs from base 38 to 1219 and encodes 393 amino acids. Gene Ontology annotation, biological process: proteolysis.